AUGGCUGACAACAACAACCAGAAUGACAACAACAACCAGAAUGGCAACAACAUGGGUUCGAUGCCUGUGCUGCCGCCAGGCUUCCGCUUCUGCCCUUCUGAUGAAGAGAUCUUCCGCUACUACCUGGUGAACAAGAACAACCACCCAAACCCCGACCCAGCCAACAGUUUUGAUCACAACGUGAUCAGGGAGCUCGACGUGUAUAGCUACAGCCCGUCGGAGCUGUCGGAGAAUCCCUUCUUUGAGUACGGCUCUGGGGCGGCCACAAGGCACUGGUACUUCUACACAAUGGUUUGUGGGCCUACCGACAGGCAGAGGAGGGUGAGGGCCGUGAAUGACGGGUUCUGGCUAAUGAGGGGCAGGGGCAACGAUGCGGUCGUGGGGGGCGCUGGUGGUGUCCUCGGUACUAAGAGCAGCUUUGUUUUCUACCUGGGGAAUUCAGCCCAAAGUGCUGUUGGGACUGACUGGGUGAUGGAUGAGUUUGCCCUGCCUGUUCAUGCCCAGGCUUCUUUCGUGCUCUAUCGACUCUUUGUGAAGCCUAGGACCGGGAAUAGCUCAUUGAGUGCUCGCAAUGAUGGAGUGCUCACAUAUGAAACUGGUCCAGGAGGCAAUCGUGAGGAUGGGACGUCAGGGAAUGCCAUAACGUUGGUUACCGAGAUACAUAACCAUGUUCCAGAUGGGCAAAUCCCUGCUCCUGUUCACCUGAACCAGACCAUCUACCGGAAUAGUAUGGUAAACUAUUAUCAUGAAGACGGCGAUGGUGCUGGGAACUUUGAUGCUGAUUUUGCUGCGCGGCCGGCAAUAGGUGCUCCAAGGGUGGACUAUAUAGAGCUGAACGAUUUUUUCAACCCGUUGGAAACACCGUUUUAA
This is a messenger RNA of Rhodamnia argentea, 870 nucleotides long. Its product is annotated as protein FEZ-like. The record is from RefSeq and is a predicted model, not a curated record. Lineage: Eukaryota; Viridiplantae; Streptophyta; Magnoliopsida; Myrtales; Myrtaceae. The coding region runs from base 1 to 870 and encodes 289 amino acids. The transcript has 3 exons. Gene Ontology annotation, molecular function: DNA binding. Gene Ontology annotation, biological process: regulation of DNA-templated transcription.